UGUAGCAUUUAUCUGUGUCCUCUCAGCUGUCCUCAGACAUGGCAGGUGCAGAGCUGAUGAAAACUCUCCUGUAUACCAUUAAUAAUGUGCUGCAGCAGGAGAAGUACAAAGCAGCUUUGGCAGUUUUGAAAGGAUUCAGAAACGGAGCCGUAUAUGGGGCCAAAAUCAGAGCCCCCCAUGCCCUUGUAAUGACAUUCCUGUUUAGAAGUGGCAGUUUGAAGGACAAACUAAAAGCCAUUUUGAAUGCCACAUACACCCACUCCCGAAACCUGGCGUACUUUGUGUUUACGUACAAAGGACUGCAAGCGUUACAGGAGAAGAUCCAAGGGAAGAGUCUGCCAUCUCAGUCCUUCCUGGCUGCGUGCAUUGGAGGAUGGUUAGUGUUUGGGGAGAACAACAACAUCAACAGCCAGAUCAACAUGUACUUGCUGUCUAGGAUCCUGUUUGCCCUGUCUCGGCUGGCAGUAGAGAAAGGAUAUAUCCCCCAGCCUAAGCACGACCCUUUCCCGAUGUUUGCCACCCUGGUGUGGGGAAUCGUCCUGUGGCUGUUUGAGUACCACCCGCACACCCUGCAGCCCUCUCUGCAGUCCUCGAUGAACUAUCUGUACCAUGACAGCAACGUGUGGCAUGAUAUCUCAGACUUCCUCAUUUUUAAUAAGCCAAGAACUGUUGCACAAGAAUGAACCCUUGAAUUUAUAUAGGCUAUAUAUAUUUUCUGUACGGACCAGCUCUCUAUAGCACCCUUAAGAAAAUAAUCCCAUUAUUUUUUUAAUGAUUUUAAGUGAUUUUAUUUCAAAUAUUUUGAAUGUUAAUAUAUUCUAUUGCCAGAAUGUAGUUUGCAAAUUUAUAUUAUGAAUUAAUGUGUCAUUGAAAAGUGUGGUAGGUGGUACUCAACCCAUAAAAGGGUGGGGAAGUCAUGUGAAUGCUCACAUGGUGCUGUCCGUUAAAAUCCUCGCUGUCAUGGGAAAAGGAUGUUGAAUGUGGCACAUGGUAGUCUACACUUUCCCUGGACCAACAGUCACAAUGGCAGGGACAUGAGACCAGGGUACACCCUGGGAAGUAGAUAUGACUAAAGAAAACAUUUUUUAAAAAAUUAAAAAAUGAUUAUUUGUUUUGUGUAAGUGUUCAGGCCCUUUGCUAUGACACUCCAAAUUAACCUCAGAUACAUCCUGUUUCCCUCGGUCAUACUUGAAAUAUCUGUAGGUAUUGAUCGUGGUUCACCUGUGCAAAAAUUAAUUUGAUUUGACGCAAUUUAGAAGAGCAAACAGCUGUUAAUAUAAAGUGCCACACUUCACUGUGCAAACCAGGCUUUCACAGUGUGAUAAGGACUUCCAAGUGCUUCAGGAUAUGAGCGAGUUGUAACGAUGACUUUGCCUAAUAUAUGCAAUAAUCAAGCAUUAUACCUCACAUAUCCACUCAGUGUCCACUUUAUCAGGUCCAGCUGUACAAUCUACUACAAUGCAACAGCUCUGCCAUAUAUUCUACCUUUUAUAGUCUUCAGUUUUUGUUGACAUUGUUGAGAAUGUAUAAAUUUAAUUCUAUGUUUAUUAUUCAGGUUGCAGUUUGAAGAGUUCCUAUACUGGACUACAUUAAAUUGAGAGGUGUUUCAAUUUUUUUGUCCUUCCUCUUCCUAUUUAUGAGGGGGACAGAAUAUUGGAAACACCUCAAUAAAAUGCAGUCCAGUACAACAGCCGCACAAACUAUGAGCUCAAUGCCAAACAUAUAAGUGAAUGAACACUUCUCUUAUUGUGACAACAAGAAACUUUAAACUUGAUGGCAGAAUAGUUGCAUUGGAUUGUAUUAGAUUGUGCAGGUGGAGCCAAUAAAGUGGUCACUGACUGUGUUUGGGUCAAGUGCGUUUUGGCAUUAAAGCUGUUAAAGUGUUGAAAGUGUGUUGUAACAUUGUUUUUUAUUUGUCUUGGAUUCAUAACCUUUUUGUGGUGGUGCUGAAAUUCCCAUGCACAGCUGUGCUUUUCCACAGAAUUUCACUCCCAGCUAAAAUGAAAAUGCGUUUUUUAUCACGGCGUGGCUUGUUGCCGUGCUAGAAACACGUCAGCUUUGUCAACUGUUAGUCAUAUUCCUUGGAUUUUGUUUGAUUUGCAUAUAUGACAUCACUUGUUUUCAUGUCAUUUUUACAUGAUUAUUAUUACAUGAUUAUUAUUAUCUUGUUGGAUUAUUUGUGAUUGCUACUGAAGAACGGUUGGCCUUGAUAAUCAAAAAAUAAAAAGUUCAAUGCAGUGUCUAUCAGCCUCA
Messenger RNA from Myripristis murdjan (pinecone soldierfish), 2253 nucleotides. It is a transcript of the gene pxmp4, whose product is annotated as peroxisomal membrane protein 4. The record is from RefSeq and is a predicted model, not a curated record. Gene Ontology annotation, cellular component: peroxisomal membrane. Bases 39 to 683 code for a protein of 214 amino acids. The transcript is spliced from 4 exons. NCBI's taxonomy places the organism in Eukaryota, Metazoa, Chordata, Actinopteri, Holocentriformes, Holocentridae.